This is a messenger RNA of Baudoinia panamericana UAMH 10762, 2685 nucleotides long. RefSeq lists its product as uncharacterized. Gene Ontology annotation, cellular component: cytosol; RISC complex; nucleus. Gene Ontology annotation, biological process: mRNA catabolic process; regulatory ncRNA-mediated gene silencing. The coding region runs from base 1 to 2685 and encodes 894 amino acids. NCBI's taxonomy places the organism in Eukaryota, Fungi, Ascomycota, Dothideomycetes, Mycosphaerellales, Teratosphaeriaceae. Gene Ontology annotation, molecular function: RNA binding; nuclease activity. The record is from RefSeq and is a predicted model, not a curated record. The transcript has a single exon.
AUGUCAGCUCUCAACGAAGGCAAGGUAAAGAGCAUCCUUUCCGGAGACACACUUAUACUGCAGAACAAGGCAAAGCAAGAGCGUACACUGAGUCUAGCAUUCAUUAACGCACCUCGUAUACAAUCAGACGAGCCGUAUGCCUUUGAGUCCCGAGAUUUCAUCCGUAAGCUCUGCGUAGGCAAGAUCAUCCACUUCAAGGUGCUGUAUGUGAUACCGCAAAAGGUUGGAGGAGCGAACCGCGAGUAUGGUAUCGUGCAAUUGCCGGGCGGGCAACAAUUACCGGACUUGAUCGUGCAGGAAGGCUGGGCGAAGCUGAGAGAUGAUGCGGAACGCAAGGCCGAGUCACCGCAAGCCACGGAGUUGCUGGAACGGCUAACUGCUUUCGAGGCACGGGCGAAGGCGGACGAGAAGGGCGUGUGGGCGACGAAGGCUUCGCAGGUGCAGAAUGUACGAGAGUUGCCGGAUCCCAAGGCUUUCGCGGAAGAACAUAAGGGCGAGCCAAUCGAGUCUGUGGUCGAGCGUGUACUCAGCGGAGACCGCUUGAUAUGUAGGAUGAUGGUCACGCCUACGCAGCAUGUCACAACCACCGUACUCGUUGCUGGCUUGAAGGCACCGACGACGGCGCGGACAAAUCCGUCGGACGGCUCGCAGCAACCGGCGGAGCCGUUUGGCAACGAAGCGCAGGCGUUUGUGGAAGAACGAUUGCUGCAGCGCAGUGUGCAGGUCAGGAUACUCGGGGUCUCACCUACGAAUGUGCUCGUUGGCGAAGUACGGCAUCCUGUUGGCAACAUUGCUGAGUUUGUACUCAAAGAGGGUCUGGCGCGCUGCAUAGAUCACCACUCUACCUGGCUUGGCUCAGAGAUGGGCAAGCUAAGGCAGGCGGAGCGGUCUGCAAAGGAGCAGCAGAAAGGCCUGUUCAAGAGCCACACCCCUCAGCGAACCGGAGGCAGCGAGAGCGAGGCCGUGGUCAGCAGAGUCUUCUCGGCUGAUACGCUCAUCAUCCGGAACAAGAGUGGCGCGGAAAAACGAAUCAAUCUCAGCAGUGUCCGACAACCCAAACCUACAGAUCCGAAACAAUCACCGUUUGGCGCAGAAGCGAAAGAAUUUCUUCGCAAGCGUCUAAUUGGCAAGCACGUCAAGGUCAAGAUUGACGGCACGCGGCCGGCAACAGAAGGCUAUGAGGCGCGCGAGAUGGCUACUGUAUCAAGCAACAACAAGAAUGUCGCCCUGAUGUUGGUCGAGAGUGGCUACGCUUCGGUGAUACGGCACAAGAUGGACGACACCGAUCGCAGUCCGCUGUACGACGAGCUACUAGCGGCCGAAGAGGCCGCUCAGAAGGAGCAAUUGGGCAUGUGGGCACUGAAACCGCCAAAGCCGAUUACUUACGUCGACUACAGCGAGUCGUUGGAGAAGGCGAAGCGCCAACUCACAAUCCUAUCACGGUCGAAGAAAGUGCCGGCCAUUGUCGACUUCGCCAAGUCGGGCAGUCGGUUCACUGUGCUCAUACCACGAGAAGGCGCUAAGCUAACAUUCGUGCUCGGCGGCAUUCGGGCACCAAGGAGCGCUCGAGGCCCCACUGACACCGCUGAGCCUUUCGGCCAAGAAGCGCACGAUUUCGCCAACAAGCGUUGUCUGCAGCGAGACGUGGAGAUCGACGUCGACGAUACUGACAAGCAAGGUGGCUUUAUCGGUACACUGUAUGUCAACCGUGAGAACUUCGCCAAGCUGCUCGUUGAAGAAGGAUUGGCCUCCGUGCACGCCUACAGCGCAGAGAGGUCGGGCAACGCAAACGAGCUCUUCGCUGCGGAACGCAAAGCAAAGGAGGAGCGGAAGGGCAUGUGGCACGACUGGGACCCGUCAAAGGAAGCUGAGGAGAAUGGAGACCACGAGGAAAGUGCAGCUACUAAUGGCGCAAACGGUACGAACGGAGAAGUAGCUGCAUCAAAGAGACCGGCCGACUAUCGCGACGUCGCUGUCUCGUACGUGGACCCAUCUUCUGCGCGCCUAAAGCUGCAGAUGAUCGGCUCGCAGAAGCAAAACCUCGAUUCAGUCAUGAAGGAUUUCGCCAAUUUCCACAUCUCGCCGUCGAACAGCAAACCGCUAGCGCAGCCACCCAAAGCCGGCGACGUCGUAUCCGCCAAGUUCUCGCAGGACGGCGUAUGGUACCGCGCUCGCAUAAGGCGCAACGACCGAGACAACAAGACCAGCGAGGUGGUCUAUAUCGACUACGGUAACUCGGAAACACAGCCUUGGAGCUCCCUCCGACCGCUAGACUCCGACCGCUUCGGUCUGCAGAAACUGAAACCGCAAGCCGUUGACGCUGCGCUCUCAUUCAUCCAGUUCCCGACCAGCCCAGAGUAUCUGUCUGAAAGCUGCAACAUGCUCAACGAGAUUACGUACGAUCGCCAGCUCAUAGCGAUGGUUGAUUUCAACGACACGCGUGAGAAUCUGCUCUGGGUGACGCUGCUGGACCCGAGUCUGGGCUCGUCUUCCUCCGCUGGAUCUUCGAAGCGCGUGACGCUCAAUGCCGAGAUCGUAAGCGAAGGACUGGCGAUGGUGGCAAAGAAGCUGCGGCCGUUUGAGCGGGCGGCGCCAGAUGUGCUGGCUGACUUGCAGGCACGUCAGGCUGAGGCGAAGGAAGGGAGGAGGGGGAUGUGGGAGUAUGGCGAUCUGACUGAGGAUUGA